This is a messenger RNA of Lichtheimia ornata, 480 nucleotides long. RefSeq lists its product as uncharacterized. Gene Ontology annotation, cellular component: nucleus. The transcript has a single exon. Lineage: Eukaryota; Fungi; Mucoromycota; Mucoromycetes; Mucorales; Lichtheimiaceae. The record is from RefSeq and is a predicted model, not a curated record. The coding region runs from base 1 to 480 and encodes 159 amino acids.
AUGGCAGACGAUUACGACAUCCAACAGCACCUCGAUCUUGUUUCCUCGUGGUCGAACGAUCCAACAGCCUACUUGUCGCGUUACUAUACACUGCACUUUCAAUGGGAUAAGGAAGCAGACGCCAAUCGAGAACAGGCCAUUUAUGUACGACAGGCACCCAACAAGGUGUGCAUUCUCGGCGUGACCAGUGGACAUGCAGCAUUGAAGAAAGACGACGUUCAAGUGAUACCCAAAUUGGAAGCAGGCGCCAAUGUCAAACCCGAGACGGUGCUCUGUGAUAUCGUGGCGGGCGACACAACGUACGCGGUCCGAGCGCAUAUGCGGGGGAAGCUUCUUGAAUACAAUCCUCGCAUGACAACGGCUUUGAUCCAAGGAAAGGCGAUGACCGAAGGAUAUCUUGCAAUCAUUUUACCUUUCCAUGAAGACCCAUCAGUGCAGCUGAAAGAAUUUGUUAGUCAAGAAGACUUCCGUGCAGUAUAA